Molecule: messenger RNA, 5126 nt
Organism: Oncorhynchus keta (chum salmon)
Lineage: Eukaryota; Metazoa; Chordata; Actinopteri; Salmoniformes; Salmonidae
Product: ventricular zone-expressed PH domain-containing protein-like
Biological process (GO): regulation of signal transduction
Cellular component (GO): plasma membrane
Molecular function (GO): phosphatidylinositol-5-phosphate binding
Source: RefSeq, a predicted model, not a curated record
CGAGGACUGUGUGACGAGAAACUGGCCGGUGGGACAACUUGGGACCGUGCGUCAAUUCUUUGCGUUUAGUCGGUUUUUAACGGAUUUUAAAAGCUUCAUUCUUUUCCCCCCAGAACUGACUGACGUCAACAGAAUAAAAGGGGUCUAAUGUGUAUGAGGUCAUCACCCCACCACCUUCAGGGACCAUGCCCUGUCUCCAUAGCAACUUCUGGCCCCAGGUUGGCCCAGAGUGAGUGUGGGUCAAACCAGGCCUGAGCAGGCCUGACGUGGACCAGACCAGGCUGAGGUGGGCCCGAAGCAGGCCAGAGUGAGUGUGGGUCAAACCAGGCCUGAGCAGGCCUGACGUUGACCAGACCAGGCUGAGGUGGGCCCGAAGCAGGCCAGAGUGAAGCAGAGACAUCAUGCACCAGCUGUUUGGCCUGGUUCUCGGCCAGAGGGACCUGUCGCGGGCCGGAGACCUCUUCUCCCUGGAAGACUCGGAGAUAGAGGACUGUCUCUCACAGGCCCUGGAGGAAAUCAAGGCUAUCUCCUGCUCUCCUGACUACCUGACCAAUGACAAUGACCAGGCGGUGGUGGAGAUCUGCAUCACGCGCAUCACCACGGCGAUCAGGGAGACGAGGUCCAUCGAGCGCCAUGGGGGGGCGUUAGUGAGUCUGUGGGAGUCCUGUCUGGAACACAACCUCACCCCCCAAGGCAAAGACGAAGACACACCCCAUGCCAAGAUAGCCUCCGACAUCACCAGCUGUAUACUGCAGAACUACAGUCGUCCCCCAGUGAUGGCUCUAGCAGUGCCGGUGGCAGUGAGGUUUCUGCAGAGAGGCAACAAAGAGCUCAGUAGGAACAUGUCCAGUUAUCUCUCUCUGACUGCCAUGGAUAAGGCUGAACUACUGGCUGAACACACAGAGGCUAUCACCUGCAGCGUGCUGGGAGGUAACCACAUGCUCCUACGCGUGUUGCCGUCCGUCUACCCCAAACUGCCCCAUGCCAUCCAUCGUCACCUAGGCAACCUGACGGCCAUGAUGUCACAGCUCGAGUCACCGGAGCAACAACACCUGCUGAGGCUGAUCCAGAUGGUCGCCGAGCAACAGCCACAGGUGCUGAGCCCCCUGGUGCCCUCCCUGGUUGGUUACCUAGGCGAUGCCUCUCUGAACGAGACCCUACUGGGUGCACUGGUGGACGUGUCACAGGCUAGCCCCGCCUCCAUGGCACCCUUCCUGCCCACGCUGAGGGUUGUGGGUCAGCAGUACCCAGUCCUGCUGGGACACGUGGUUAAAAUACACAGAGCUGUGGGCUUGACCAGUGAGUGUCAGGCCCGUAGCUCCCUGGUGUACCUAGUGUCUCUACUGGGCAGUAUGGAUCACAGCUUCCACCACACUCUCCUGCUGGAGAUCAGAGCCCUGACUGACAGAUACAGCUCCAUCCUGGGAGGCUGUGCCAAAGACAUCUACAGGAUGAGUAACAGCUUCACCUCUAUAGCCAGACUACUGGGGAGAAGACUGGAGACAGACACUACUAUCAACUGCAGGGUUGAAGAGGAAUCAGAAGGCCCUUCCUCCCCUUGUAUCUCAGAGGCCAGUGGGGGUGCGGGGGGGUGUGGAGGGGGAUCAGAAGGCCCUCCUUCCCCUUGUAUCUCAGAGGCCAGUGGGGGUGGGGGUGCGGGGGGGUGUGGAGGGGGAUCAGAGCAGCGACUGCAGGUGAAGAUCCAGGCGUUUGAGGAGAAGAUGGGGGAGGAGGGGGGAGAGGGGUCACCUACACCCCAACGCAGAAACAGCAUGGGACAAGCCACUAGAGAGAAACACAGAGAGAUGAGGUUUAACAGGUCAAAGAGUCUGGCUCUGCAAGCCGUGAGGUCACGGUCCGUCAACUUCGACAGCGGUCAGGAUGGAGAAGGGGUGGAGCUAACAUCUGACGCAUUCCUCUCAGAAUCCCCACCCAAUCAGCAAACAGAAGCCUUAGAUACCUCUCCCACUGAGAGGAAACUAACCAAUGAGAACUCCCUGUCUCCCUCCACCCCUCCAGCCACGCUCCGUGAGGAACAGAGGGAUGGACAGGGAGAGGGGGAAGGAGGGAGAGGAGGAGGAAUAGGAGAGGGGAAAGAGGACAAGAUGUACAGCCACCUGAGGGACAACAUGGAGAAGAUCAAAGAGUUCUGUUCUGAGAUGGUUCAACAGAUCCCCAUACCAGAACACUGUGUCAUAGAAGAAUCGAGCCAGGGAAGUGUGAAGCUGUCGUUCUCGUGCCCUCUGAAGGGCCGUUACUGUCUCUAUACCAAGUCCUGUUUCACCCUCACCAGCCUCCAGCCACACCUCUGGAUCAACAUCAUGCUGCUUCACCUACAGAGUCAGCACAGCGCUCCUCUCUCCUCUCUGGAUGACAGUGUGCAGAGGUUGGGGAGACUGUGGGAGGGGACCCAGCUAAAAGGAGCUCACAGCUUCUCCAUGGCCAUGACCCAACAGCCCACUCCACACAGAAAGGACCUGGACAGUCUGCAGAUCCAUCUGCAGGAGGUGCGUUUCUAUCACCUGUUUGGAUUCAGUGAAGAGGAGGGCAGCUGGCUCUGCUAUAUGUGUAACAACCCAGAGAAGGCCACAGUGGUGAACGAGGAUGGCCAGCCGCUGAUAGAGGGGAAACUGAAAGAGAAGCAGGUUCGCUGGAAGUUCAUCAAACGCUGGAAGACUCGCUACUUCACCCUGGCAGGAAACCAACUCCACUUCCGGAAGGGAAAAUCUAAGGAUGAGCCAGACGACAGCACCAUCGAGCUGAGCAAAGUGCAGAGCGUCAAGGUGGUGGCUAAGAAGCGGCGUGAGCGGGCUCCUCGGGCCUUUGAGAUCUUCACGGACAAUAAGACGUACGUCCUGAAGGCUCGUGAUGAGAAGCAUGCUGAGGAGUGGCUUCAGUGUAUUAAUGUUGCCGUGGCCCAGGCCAGAGAGAGGGAGAACAGAGAGGCCACCACCUACCUGUGACCUUGUGACCUGGAAGAUAUUCUACCGUGACCCGUUCCUGACCCAGAAACACAACACACAGCCCCGCACUACUGUACCAUCGACUAACAACAGUCCUGUGAUGUCCCACUGUUUCUGAUCACCUGACAGUCCUGUGAUGUCCACUGUUUCUGAUCACCUGACAGUCCUGUGAUGUCCACUGUUUCUGAUCACCUGACAGUCCUGUGAUGUCCACUGUUUCUGAUCACCUGACAGUCCUGUGAUGUCCACUGUUUCUGAUCACCUGACAGUCCUGUGAUGUCCACUGUUUCUGAUCACCUGACAGUCCUGUGAUGUCCACUGUUUCUGAUCACCUGACAGUCCUGUUUCUGAUCACCUGACAGUCCUGUUUCUGAUCAUCAUAUCUGCCAGCUGAGACUGAUAUCCAGACAUCAUUGUCAGCAUUCUUCGAGAGUCUAUCUAUAUACAUUUAUAAAGGCUAUUGUUUCAGUAUUUAAAAGCAAUGAGGAUCUUACUAUAACUAAUGACCUUCUAUUUCCAGCAAAAGCGAUCGACAUACUAAAACCUAGCAAUAAAGGCUCAAUAUGAACAGCAUUAUAGAACUGUCUUGGCCGAGACAGCGAAGAUUAAGAAGCCUUAAUGGACAGCAGAUGAGAACGUUCUAGAACAAACAAACAAACAAGAGUUAGUGUUAUUAGCAUUUGAGCAGUAGAAUUUAUUAAAUAAUAAGUUUUGUCAUUUCAAACAACAUAAAAACAGUGCUGUUAUAUAGUGAGGUCCAAAAGUAUUGAGAAAAUUACCAACAUCACAAAUAUCAUAACCCCCAGACAUGGUAACCAUUACAAUAACAGCGGAGGUUAGGUUAGGUUUUUGGAAGUAUGUAACUUUCUCACUCAUCAUUAUUCACGGUUCAUUCAGGACUAUUUGUAGUCAUGGUAGCAUCCACAUUCAUGCAGUAGUGUUUAGAAACAUAUUUUAUUCUUAUUUACAAUAAAAAGUGAUUACAAAAUGACACACUACAUUAUUAUUAGCAGUCAUUUCUAUUGGGCACAAAAUAAUCUGAGAACUUUGAAUUUGUCCCAAUAGCUUUUGGUCCCCUAAAAUGGGGGGAUAUGUACAAAAUGUUCUAUAAUUUCUAAAAGGUUGACCCGAUAUGGAUGAAAAUCUCCUUAAAUUAAAGCUGACGGUCUGCACUUUCACCUAAUAGUCAUUGUAUCAAAGCCAAAGUGCUGUAGUACAGAGGCAAAACAACAACACAAUUGUCACUGUCCCAAUAUUUUUGGAGCUCACUGUAUGUCAUAUUUGAUAAAUGAACAGACUAGUCCCCUGGAGAUCUUCAGCAGAGGCUCAGAACAACAGGGGUGGAUAUCGGUCACACUGCUGGGGGCUGUGCGUUCUCUCUGCUUCCAGGAAACAUGUUUCUAUGGAGAAACACAUUUAUUGGCAAAGCUAUCGUCUUUGUAUUCUCUCGCUUUUUUCAUCCAAAAAAAGAGCUUGGUGUGUGUGUGUGUGUGUGUGUGUGUGUGUGUGUGUGUGUGUGUGUGUGUGUGUGUGUGUGUGUGUGUGUGUGUGUGUGUGUGUGUGUGUGUGUGUGUGUGUGUGUGUGUGUGUGCGUGUGUGCGUGCGUGUGUGUGUUUACAAUGACAAGCAUCGUUGACAAUUCUGACAUGUUCCUGAAUAAAUACAUUAAACCUGUUGUUUGCAGAACUGGCUCUCAUCGCAGUGGAAUCUUCAUUUAAAAACACAAAUAAAUGUCAACCCCAGAGUCACGUUUUAUAGAAUCUGCUUAUAGGGUGAACGUUCCUCUCCCUCCAGAGUAAUGAAUGACUUGGGGGGGGGGGUCAUCUAAUUGAAACAUGUCCAGCUUUCCAAUGAACCCAUUAACACCUUGAUGAGCAAUAUGUUAUGGAUUCUGAGCUAACAUUUAGUCUUUAAAACUAUACACUCACAAAUCGCCAAGUCAAUCGAAGAACUGGUCUGGAGAUGUCCUUGUGUGUCCGGAACCAGUGACAGUUCUGUCAUAAUGAAUGAGCUGUUUCUGUGGAUGAUGUAAUUGUUGCAGCCGUGCUUCUACACCUGCAUUGCUUGCUGUUUGGGGUUUUAGGCUGGGUUUCUGUACAUCACUUUGAGAUAUCAGCUGAUGUACGAAGGGCUAUAUAAAUAAAAUUUGAUUGAUUGAUUGAU